Molecule: messenger RNA, 1188 nt
Organism: Megalops cyprinoides (Indo-Pacific tarpon)
Lineage: Eukaryota; Metazoa; Chordata; Actinopteri; Elopiformes; Megalopidae
Product: transcription factor Maf-like
Exons: 4
Coding region: 1-1188 (395 amino acids)
Biological process (GO): regulation of transcription by RNA polymerase II
Cellular component (GO): nucleus
Molecular function (GO): DNA-binding transcription factor activity, RNA polymerase II-specific; RNA polymerase II cis-regulatory region sequence-specific DNA binding
Source: RefSeq, a predicted model, not a curated record
AUGUCCUCCCCCUCUCUCCCCCUCCCCUCCCUCCCCCCGAGCCCCCUGGCCAUGGAGUACCUGAACGAUUUCGACCUGCUCAAGUUCGAAGUCCGACCGGACGCCCCGCCCAUCUCUACCCCCUGCCCUCAUCCUAAACCCGGCCCCCAAGACUCAACAAGCCCCUACUCACACCACCCACCCCACGAUUCCAGCCUCAGCUCCACCCCCUGUAACUCCCUGCCCCCCUCCCCUACGCUGAGCGACACCCACCCCCCUCCCUCCUCCUCUUCCUCCCUCUCUCUCUCCUCCCUCUCCUCCUCCUCCUCCUCCCUGUCUUUCGCCCACUCCCUCCCCGGCACCUACCCUCCUGGCCUCCACCCUGGCGGCAGCCCCGCCCCCGCCCCUAACCCCGCCUCCCUGGAGGACCUGAUCUGGCUGGCGGCCCUGCAGCAGCAGUUUGGGGGUGACAGCAGCCGGGGGGACAGAGAGAGGGGCCCCACAGGGGGCUAUCUGGGGUGCGAGGAUGCUGUGGAAGCUCUGCUUAACUCUGCAGCUGCUGCUGUCAGCUCCCAGUUCCCCGUGCUGGCUCAGGGCUCCAGCUCCACCCUGCAGGACUCCGGCAGUGACAGUGGAGGUGACGUCUCCUGCCCGAAAGCAGCAGAUAUGUGCCACCGUGCCCCCCUCCUCUUCCUCUCUCCAAACGCCUCCUCCCUCCCCAACACCCCCAACACUGCCCCCUACUCACAGCCUGCCAGCCCUCCGGGUCGGCUCCACCAUCACCUGCACCCCCAUCACGGUCAUCACCAUCACCAUCAUCACCAUCAUCAUCAUCAGCAGCUCAGCCAGAGCGCGCUGGAGGAGCACUUUUCCGACGAGCAGCUGGUCAGCCUGUCGGUGCGGGAGCUGAACCGCCACCUACGCGGCGUCAGUAAGGACGAGGUGGUGCGUCUGAAACAGAAACGCCGCACGCUGAAGAACCGCGGCUACGCCCAGUCCUGCCGCUACAAGCGCCUGCAGCACCGGCACGCGCUGGAGUCCGAGAAGCACGUCCUCACCCAGCAGUUGGAGCAGUUGCAGCGGGAGCUCUCUCGUGUUCUCAGGGAAAGAGACGCCUACAAGACUCGUUAUGAGAAGCUCGUCAGCACAAACGAGGCCCCGCCCACACACACCAACCACCCUCCUUCACCUCAAGACUACUUUCUGUGA